This is a messenger RNA of Rhizoctonia solani, 1035 nucleotides long. RefSeq lists its product as uncharacterized. Gene Ontology annotation, biological process: DNA integration. Gene Ontology annotation, molecular function: nucleic acid binding. The transcript has 2 exons. Bases 1 to 1035 code for a protein of 344 amino acids. NCBI's taxonomy places the organism in Eukaryota, Fungi, Basidiomycota, Agaricomycetes, Cantharellales, Ceratobasidiaceae. The record is from RefSeq and is a predicted model, not a curated record.
AUGAAAGUCCAUCCUGUCUUCAACAUUGCCCUAUUACACAAAAAGCCAGUAGACAAGUAUGACCGUGAUCCAGUCCCACUCCCCCCAGUUGUCACAGCUGAUGGAGAAGAGGAAUAUACUGUUGAAAGGAUCCUAGACUCCAAGAAAGUGGUCAGAACAAUAUCAGACAGGGGAACCACAUUCACAGGGAAGUUCCUAAGGGCGCUCUACCAACGCCUUGGAGUAAAACCAUCCUUUUCAUCAGCCUACCACCCGGAGUCCGAUGGACAAACAGAGAGGGUGAACCAGUUCAUUGAGUUCUACCUAAGGUCAUACGUUGCAGCAGACCACUUAGACUGGGCCUCCUGGCUACCAUUAGCAGAAUAUGCCUACAACAACGCUAAGCACUCCGCCACCGGGAAAACCCCCUUUGAGUUGGUAUAUGGAAGGAAUCCAGUAAUGAAUCCGUCCAACGUCCCCGCUAACGUACCAGAAGCCGACCACGUGGCUAAUACCUUGGCACAGGAAUGGAAGGAAGCAGAAUCCGCCCUAAGAAUGACAAAGGAAAAAAUGGCAGGAAGCAAGGGAGUGACCCCAGAAUACUCCAUCGGGGAAGAGGUCUGGCUUGACGCCAAGAAUGUGGAAAUACGCUCCAACUCCAACAAAUUGGACCCCAAACGCCUAGGACCCUUCAGAAUCACUGAGAAAAUCUCCAGCCACGCGUACUGCCUGGAACUUCCCAAAACCAUGAAGAUCCACAAUGUAUUCUAUGUGGGAUUAUUGUCCAAAGUCCACAGGUCCCCAAGCCAACCACUCCCAGAACAACCCCCUCCUGAAACAAUAGAAGGGGAAGAGGAGUAUGAAGUUGAACAAAUCAUUGACUCCAAACAACAAAAGGGAAAGUGGUUUUACUUGAUAAAAUGGAAGGGAUAUGGCCCAGAAGACAAUUCAUGGGAACCCAAGGAACUGCUGGAACACAGUCAGGAAGAGAUCAAACGCUUCAACCAAGCUAGACUCAGAAAGGCUUGUGACGCCGCCAAGAGCCUUUUGUCAUGA